CGUCAACCCGGUUUCUUUUUCUCCUAAAUAGGACACGGAGGGUUGAGAAAACUACAUGUCCCAGCAUCCCUCGGGUGGGGGGAACCUGGUGCCAUUAGGGAUGAAUGGUGUUGACGUUGGUAGAAAUGGAAAGUCCUGGGCGUGUGAGUGCGCUGCGCUGCUGGGCUUCCAGUAGGAAUUGCUAGGAAGUUUGGGGAGGCUUUGGGGGGCGUAAUCUCUCUGCGCAAAAAAAUCAAAACCCCUUCUUGCAAGCAACACACACACACACACACACAAGGGAAGGCCUGCCUGAAGUCACAUUCUACAGGGAAAGUCUGUUUUCAUCUUUACUUCCUGGUCAGAGAGUGGAGGAGGAGGAGGAGGAGGAGCGCAAAAGAGAGAAGAAAUAGCCAACGCUUGGAAAGCGCGUGAAAGGCUUCCCUGGAAAAGAGAAGCUCAUAACACACUGGAAGAUGACUCUUCAGCCCCCAGAUACGGAUGAUAUCUCACCCAAUACUAUACAAAAUGAAACAGAAGAAACCAUAGAGGAGUCCUUGUUGGAAAAUCCCUUGGAGUCUGACAGAGUUCUGCUGAAAAUGGAGCCCAGUGGCCCUUCGGGAUGCAACACAAGGCUUUCCCCAAGUUCAUUUAGCAUAUCUGGCAGUUCUGAAGGUAUAGAUGUGGUAAACCCAUUAGGUGAAAGGACUGGGUGUGUAGCCCAAGUUACCCGGCAAUAUUCUCUCACAGAAGAGGAAUACAAUUUGCUCAACACUACUCCAGAACAAAAAAUGAGCUCAGAGGACCAGCAGAGCCUGCACUCCUUGGAACAACCUGAGGGACGAACAGAGGACUUAGAUUCUGACGGAAAUCUCCUGAAAAUCGAGACAGGUGGUCCUCCAGGAUGUAAUAUAUUGCCUUCCUCAGGCACAGAUAGUUUAUCAGACAGUUUUGCACCCGAAGAUGUGGUAGGUUCCUCAGAUGAAAGGGCUGAAUGUUCAGCCCAAGUUGGCCUACAAGAUUCUCCAAUGGAAGAGAAGAACAGUUUGCCCGAAACCAUCCCUCAGGAAAAAAUGAGUUCACAUAGCCAGCAAAGGGAUCACUCCUUGGAAGACCCUCGUGAUGCAAAAGAGAAUCUGUUGGACAAGGAAAGAGAAACAGUUGUUGAAAAGCCUGAAGGCCCUGGGUUGGAAAGAUCUUUGACUGAAGGUCACAAGGGAUGCAAAGCAGAGGCUGAGCCCUGCGCAGAAGAGGCUAGCCAGCAGAGCGCCAGAGAACGACCAAUGGAACAGCCGGGUAAUGGUUUUGCGUCCCCUGGGCUUGUUCUGGGAGCUGUGGUGGCUUUGGCUGCUGUUUGCAUAGGUGUCUCUAGCUACUUAAAUUCUCACCCCCUGAAUGUGCCCAAAAACCCAGUUGUGGAGGCCUUCCUGUCAAGAUUUGAUCCUCUGAAGGACAGCUUCCCGGGUCAGAGACCUUACCUGUGGGUCCGGGUCCGGAAAAUCCUACAGAAACACCUCAAUGCUUCCCGCCACAUGGAGCCAGCUAUCUUACUCCUUGCCUCUGCGCAGGAAGGCAAAGCCACCUUGAAGUGCCUCAGCUCCCAGAUUGCAGACACCUACUCCUCAUCCCUCGGCGGCAGCACGGUCGAGGUGGAUGGAGCCUCGAAAUCCACUCUCAGCAGCGAUAGGGCCAAGCUGGCUGUCGACGAGGAGCUCACCUCUGGCUUCCACAGAGGGGGGAGGGCGGCUGUGGUGCAUCAGUUUGAGUCUCUGCCUGCGGCUUCCACCUUGAUCUUUUACAAGUACUGCGACCACGAGAGCGCAGCUUUCAGAGACGUGGCGCUGAUUUUGACAGUCUUGCUGGAGGAUGAGAAGCUGGAGCCUAAUGUUGGCCUGCAGACUGUGGAGGAAAACGUACGGGACUUCCUCUGGGCCAAGUUCACGAACUCAGACAUGCCCACAUCCUACAACCACAUGGACACGGACAAACUGAGUGGGUUGUGGAGCCGCAUAUCCCACCUGGUCCUGCCAGUCUACCCAGUACAAGCCAUAGACGAUGCUGGUUGCCCUUUGCAAGCCGGAGCCCAGAGCUGAACAAGGCGGAAAGCCAAAAAGCUCUGAAGGAUUUGCACCAAUCAAGGAAACUUGUUUUUCCCCUACAUGACUGUGUGAGCCAAGCAAGCGUCUAGAAGCAUUAAUGAGGAGCCUGCUAAUUUUAUAUCAAUAAUGCAUUUUGAUGUUGGUAUUGAUUGACAAAAUGAGAAGUAUAUUAACUGUGCUACUUAUGUAGCCGUUGCAGCAUUUGUGAUGCAAUCCAAGGACAAUUUUAAAAAAUACUAAUGGAGAGGUGGGUGGUAUUUAUCUCUUGCACGUUGCACAUCCAGAAUGUUUUUUGCCACUGGAGGAAAACAGAAUGAAUGCAGAGACCCAGGAAAUUGCCCUUAGCAAACUCUGCCCUUCUUAAAAGUUAGUUUUGAUAUAGCAGUGUGCCUAAGCUUUCCGUUACAUGGAUUAAAUCCUCAUGUGCAGGGGUGGAGAAUACACCCUGUAAUAUGUACCUGAAAUUUGGAAGGCCCUGGUUAGCAGCUUCUAUUAACUCUUCACAAGCAAAGAAAAAGCAAUAAAUCCUACAUCUGUGACCAGCCGUAAAACAGGGAAGGCUGUCUUUCCCUGCAAUAUAUAUCAGCACAGGAUCA
Podarcis raffonei (Aeolian wall lizard) is the source of this 2671-nucleotide messenger RNA. It is a transcript of the gene TOR1AIP2, whose product is annotated as torsin 1A interacting protein 2. The record is from RefSeq and is a predicted model, not a curated record. Gene Ontology annotation, molecular function: ATPase activator activity. Gene Ontology annotation, biological process: membrane organization. Gene Ontology annotation, cellular component: membrane. The transcript has 4 exons. The coding region runs from base 453 to 2069 and encodes 538 amino acids. NCBI's taxonomy places the organism in Eukaryota, Metazoa, Chordata, Lepidosauria, Squamata, Lacertidae.